CUCUCUUUCUCACUAGGACUUGGUCUCCUGAGAUACCGCGCGGGGCUCCAUGGGUUCCAACACCUAAAAUGAAAAAGAAAAAAGUCGUCUUGUAGGGUUCAUUUGUUGUGUUACAGAUCCCACCGGCACCUGAAGAACUGUUUUAGAAAGUUUGCUGUCCGUUCUGCUGGACUGAACGAUCUCCCUGUAGAAGAUUUGACAAAAAAGGAAGAAAAUAUAAGAAGGGAUAAACGCAAACACACGGGGAUUCAACCAUAAUUGUAGUCUAUGGAAAUGCAGGAUCUAGCCAGUCCUCACAGCCGAGUAAGUGGAAGCAGCGAAUCUCCUAAUGGUCCCAACCUCGACAACUCCCACAUCAAUAACAAUUCCAUGACACCCAAUGGCACUGAAGUUAAAACAGAGCCAAUGAGCAGCAGCGAAAUCGCCACCUCAGUAGCAGACACUUCUCUAGACAGCUUCUCAGGAUCAGCUAUUGGAACCAGUGGCUUCAGCCCAAGACAAACUCACCAGUUCUCUCCGCAGAUUUACCCUUCCAACAGAACAUAUCCACAUAUUCUUCCUACCCCUUCAUCCCAAAAUAUGGCUGCGUAUGGGCAGACGCAGUACACCACAGGAAUGCAGCAGGCCGCAGCUUAUGCUAGCUACCCCCAGCCUGGCCAGCCCUAUGGCAUCCCAGCUUAUGGUCCAUUGUGGGCAGGCAUAAAGACGGAGGGGGGUCUGAGCCAGGCCCAGUCCCCGGGACAGACGGGCUUCCUCAGCUACAGCUCGGGCUUCACCACGCCUCAGACAGGACAGGCGCCCUACAGCUACCAAAUGCAAGGUGGUACGUUCACAACAACAUCAGGACUGUAUGCAGGAAGCAACUCUCUGACAAACUCUACUGGCUUCAACAGCACACAACAGGACUACCCCAGUUACCCAGCCUUUGGCCAGGGCCAGUAUGCUCAGUAUUAUAACAGCUCGCCCUACACUUCGCCCUACAUGACAAGUAACAACACCAGCCCCAGCACGCCCUCCACCACCGCCACCUACACCCUCCAGGAGCCCCCCUCUGGCAUCACCAGCCAGGCCCUUACAGAGAACCCUGCAGGAGAGUACAGUACCAUCCACAGUCCAUCAACCCCCAUUAAAGAUUCAGAUUCGGAUCGAUUGCGCCGAGCCUCGGAUGGAAAGUCACGUGGCCGCGGAAGAAGGAACAACAACCCAUCACCGCCGCCCGACUCCGACCUUGAGCGAGUUUUCAUCUGGGACUUGGAUGAAACAAUCAUCGUUUUCCAUUCCUUGCUCACGGGGUCUUACGCCAACAGAUAUGGACGGGAUCCACCCACAUCUGUAUCAUUAGGUCUGAGGAUGGAGGAAAUGAUCUUCAACCUGGCUGACACACACUUAUUCUUUAACGACUUAGAGGAAUGUGACCAGGUACAUAUCGAUGAUGUGUCCUCCGAUGACAACGGCCAGGAUCUAAGUACGUAUAACUUCAGCUCAGAUGGUUUCCACGCGGCAGCGACCAGUGCCAACCUGUGUCUGGCCACAGGCGUGAGGGGAGGUGUGGACUGGAUGAGAAAACUGGCCUUCCGCUACAGACGAGUAAAAGAAAUCUACACCACCUACAAAAAUAACGUUGGAGGUCUGCUGGGCCCAGCCAAAAGGGAAGCCUGGUUGCAAUUGCGAGCAGAAAUUGAAGCCUUGACGGACUCCUGGUUAACACUGGCACUGAAAGCACUAACAUUAAUCCACUCAAGGUCAAACUGUGUGAAUAUCCUGGUGACCACCACGCAGCUCAUCCCUGCCCUGGCAAAAGUCCUGCUCUACGGCUUAGGCAUAGUGUUUCCUAUUGAGAAUAUUUAUAGCGCAACCAAAAUAGGGAAGGAGAGCUGUUUUGAGAGAGUAAUUCAAAGGUUCGGGAGGAAAGUUGUUUACGUUGUUGUUGGAGAUGGUGUGGAAGAGGAGCAAGGCUCAAAAAAGCACAACAUGCCCUUCUGGAGGAUCUCCAGCCAUUCAGACCUCAUGGCCCUCCACCACGCUCUAGACCUGGAGUACUUGUAGCACUGCAACCAUCAUCACACACCCUGCUCCACUCCAGAACACCCUGCAACCUUUUCACCUUCGCCCUCCAACCCUGUUCCGCGCUCGCCGCAGACCCCACAGCCCAGAAAAGGCCCCCUGCGCUGCCUGGCGUCUGUCUUCCACUACAAAGGAAGAAAAGAAGAGGAGAAAGAAGAAAAAAAAGGGAGAGAGAGAGGCUGAGCGACACGGUUAACGUGCUGACAUACGGUCACAAUUCGUCUUAACCCUAAACCUUUUUUUUUUUUUUUUUUUUUUUUUUUUUGGAAGCAAAGGAGAGAAGUGAAUUUACGGCGCUGCAGCUGCUUGCCCUGGUUACUGUGAAUUGGCUGCUUUCUGAAGCCGUCAAAGUGUUUUACGGCCCCUGUUUGUGCCGGGACUCUGUCAGGGUUCACACCUGUGAGGAGAGCAGAGCUACUGAUGGCCUCGCCUGCCUCACCUCACCUCGCCACAGAACUCAGCUACAGUAAACCACAGGCCCACAACUACUGGUGGUGACAUUUCCCUGUCCCUCAAGCUCUUUCCCUCUCCGCCCUCCUCUUUUUGUUCCUUCUCCCUCUAACCUGCUUUUCGGGCUCUUCCUGAUCGCCCCUCCCUCAUGGGACAGAAAGACAGGGACUGCUCGCUCCCCUGUUAACCGUAGGUCUGGGAGUCCUGUACUUCUUAUUUAUGAACGGAGACUUUGUGAGUGGCACGGCGCCACCAAGAAGGUACCUCGAUGACAAAAGACUUGUGCCUUUUUCACACAACAAAGUACUUUUGAUUUCCACCACAGCCAGAGGAAGAUGUUUAUGGAAUAAACAAAACAAACAAACAAACAAAACAAAAAAAAAACAAAAAGCAAAACAAAGGGUUUUCUAAUAAUUUAAGAAAAUGAAAAAAAACUUUAUUUACAAUGCUGAGACAAUCGUGUACAGAGGAAAUCUUUUUGUGUGUGUAAAUUUGUAAUCACUGGACUAUUCCUUCCUAUAUUCAUUUAGGUACAUGCUCUUGAAAGGUGGCAAUGCUUUUUCAUUGAAGUAAAAAAA
Myripristis murdjan (pinecone soldierfish) is the source of this 3092-nucleotide messenger RNA. It is a transcript of the gene eya1, whose product is annotated as EYA transcriptional coactivator and phosphatase 1. Gene Ontology annotation, biological process: positive regulation of DNA repair; cell differentiation; multicellular organism development. Gene Ontology annotation, cellular component: nucleus. The transcript is spliced from 17 exons. Gene Ontology annotation, molecular function: protein tyrosine phosphatase activity. Lineage: Eukaryota; Metazoa; Chordata; Actinopteri; Holocentriformes; Holocentridae. The record is from RefSeq and is a predicted model, not a curated record. The coding region runs from base 268 to 2046 and encodes 592 amino acids.